CCUUAAUAGGGGUUCCUUACUUCCUUGUGCAUUUUUCCCCGUUUCUUAUCUUUCUCUUGUAAGAUUUGGGAGUUGAUCCGAGUGCUCGGCAAAGUUGCGAUCUUGGCGAAGAAGAAGCCAUUCUUGUCGGAGUUGGGGGGAGCGGAGGAGCUGGAAUCAUUUUAAGGAAGGAGGAAACAGCGGGCCCGGCAGUUCUUGCGAUUAAACCUCCUAAUCCUCCUCCUGGGUGAGGGUGUAAACAACAUAAUGAAUGAUCAAGUGGAAGGACGAAGUCCCGAAAUAGCAGCUAAAGAUCCUUCAAACAAAGACGGAGAUGCUCUGAAAAGCAUUGGAUAUAAUUAUACGGUGGCCAAUAAUGGGAAGGUUACAAGAGAAAACAUCGCCGCGGAGAACGAGGAUGAUGUGGGAGAUGUGAACAUGGAAGCGGCCAUUAAAGCAGGCGAUGUUAUACGAGCUGGAGGCUUUGGAGCGAGAGAUGAUAUAAGUAGCUUUCUCCCUGCUGCGAUAGAUUCGACUGACUUCGAGGCUUCGCUCCGCGAUGCGCGUGAUUUCGAGGAAGAACAAGUGGAAACAUCACGACCUGGUCUUGGUUGGACCAAAUCUGUGGAUUAGGCUCUGUAGUUUGUUUUAAGGUGGGCAAUGAUGCUCUGUUCUUCCUUUACUUUCAAACUGAGUUUCACCUACCCGCGUAUGUUAGUUUACUUUGGUUUCUUUAUGUUAUGGAGAGUUGGUUUUCGGAGCGAGUUGUACUCUUUUGUUCCUUUUGCGCAGGUAGAGUUGGUUUAAAUGCUUUUCUCGAUAAACAUGCUUAACAGAAAUUGGAGUUCUGCUGCAAUCAUGUAGGCCCUGUUAUAAAUAGACUGUAGUUUGCAACGCGUGUAGUUGAAAAUAUUGCAAUUUUAUUUGUAUUUUGCUCUUUUAGUAGUAUAUAAUUUGAAGUGCUGCAACUGCAACUAUUUUGUUUGGUUGC
This is a messenger RNA of Ananas comosus (pineapple), 970 nucleotides long. RefSeq lists its product as uncharacterized. The record is from RefSeq and is a predicted model, not a curated record. The transcript is spliced from 2 exons. Bases 247 to 612 code for a protein of 121 amino acids. NCBI's taxonomy places the organism in Eukaryota, Viridiplantae, Streptophyta, Magnoliopsida, Poales, Bromeliaceae.